AUGGCGUGUGGUGACAGGAGGGUGACCAUCCAGCUGGUGGACGAGGAGCCUGAGGCUGGGGUUGGGGGCCCAAAGCUCUUCCGGGGCCAGAGAUUUGAGGCAAUCCAGGCAGCCUCCCUCAACGCAGGGAUCCUGUUCCGAGACCCCUACUUUCCUGCUGGACCGGAUGCCCUUGGCUAUGACAAGCUUGGUCCACACUCUGAGAAAGCCAAAGGGGUGCAAUGGAUGAGGCCCCAUGAAUUCUGCAGUGAGCCCCAGUUCAUCUGUGAGGACAUGAGUCGGACAGAUGUGUGUCAGGGGAGCUUGGGUAACUGCUGGUUUCUUGCGGCUGCUGCCUCCCUCACUCUGCACCCACGCCUCUUGUAUCGGGUGGUGCCCCCUGGACAGGGCUUCCAGGAGGGCUAUGCAGGGGUCUUCCACUUCCAGCUCUGGCAGUUUGGCCACUGGGUGGACGUUGUGGUGGACGACAGGCUGCCUGUACGUGAGGGAAAGCUGAUGUUUGUACGCUCAGAACAGAGGAACGAGUUCUGGGCCCCACUGCUGGAGAAGGCCUACGCCAAGCUCCACGGCUCCUAUGAGGUAAUGCGUGGAGGCCACAUGAACGAGGCGUUUGUGGACUUCACUGGCGGAGUGGGCGAGGUGCUCUACCUGAGGGAAAACAUCCCAGGCCUCUUCUCCGUCCUGCGCCAUGCCCUGGCCAAGGAGUCCCUUGUAGGGGCCACUGCCCUGAGCGACCGAGGAGAAUACCGAACGGACGACGGGCUGGUGAAGGGACAUGCAUACUCAAUCACAGGCACACAGAAGGUGUCCUUGGGCUUCACCAAGGUGCGACUGCUGCGGCUGCGGAACCCUUGGGGCCGUGUGGAGUGGACCGGGGCCUGGAGUGACAGCUGUCCACGUUGGGAUGCCAUCCCCUUCCAGUGGCGAGAAGCUCUGAUGGUGAAAAAGGAGGAUGGCGAGUUCUGGAUGGAGCUACAGGACUUCCUCCGCCACUUCAACACCGUCCAGAUCUGCUCACUGAGCCCGGAGUGUCUGGGCCCCAGUCCGGCUGGGGGUGGCUGGCACAUCCACACCUUUCAAGGCCGAUGGGUUCGAGGAUUUAACUCUGGUGGAAGCCUGCCUGGCGCCGAAACCUUCUGGACCAACCCUCAGUUCCGGCUGACACUGCUGGAGCCUGAUGAGGAGGAAGAUGACGAAGAGGGGCCCUGGGGAGGCUGGGGGGCCGCUGGGGCCCAGGGCCUGGCACAAGGGGGCUCCAUCCCCAAGUGCACCGUCCUGCUGUCGCUUAUCCAGCGCAACCGGCGACGUCUAAGGGCACAAGGCCUCACCUACCUCACCGUGGGCUUCCAUGUGUUCCAGAUUCCAGAGGAGCUGCUGGGCAUCUGGGACUCCCCGCGGAGCCGCGAGCUCCUGCCCCGCCUACUGCGCGCCGACCGCUCUGCCUUCAGCGCGCGCCGCGAUGUGAGCCGCCGCUGCCGCCUGCGGCCCGGCCACUACCUGGUGGUGCCCAGCGCCGCGCACGUUGGCGACGAGUCCGACUUCACCCUGCGCAUCUUCUCCGAGCGCCGGCACACCGCCGUGGAGAUCGAUGACAAUAUCAGCGCUGACCUGCAGGCCCUCAUGGUCCCUUAUGCACCUCUCGAGCGAGGUCUGGAGCAGCUGUUUCAGGAGCUGGCAGGAGAGAAGGAAGAGCUCGGUGCCUCCCAACUACAGACUUUAUUAAGCAUCGCCCUGGAGCCUGCCAGGGCUCACGCCCAGACCCCGGGAGAAAUUGGGCUCAGAACCUGUGAGCAGCUGCUGCAGUGUUUCGGGCACGGGCGAAGCCUGGCCCUGCCACACUUCCAGCAGCUCUGGGGUCGCCUCCUUCAGUGGCAGGCCACAUUCAACAAGUUUGACGAGGACACCUCAGGAACCAUGAACUCCUAUGAGCUGCGGCUGGCGCUGAAAGCAGCAGGCUUCCAUCUGAACAACCAGCUGACCCAGAUCCUCACUAGCCGCUACCGGGACAGCCGCCUGCAAGUGGACUUCGAGCGCUUCGUGUCUUGCAUGGCCCGGCUCACUAGCAUUUUCCACCACUGUAGCCAGUACCUGGAUGGGGGCGAGGGAGUCGUGUGCCUGACCCACAGACAGUGGAUGGAGGUGGCCACCUUCUCCUAG
This is a messenger RNA of Elephantulus edwardii (Cape elephant shrew), 2157 nucleotides long. It is a transcript of the gene CAPN12, whose product is annotated as calpain 12. Gene Ontology annotation, cellular component: cytoplasm. Gene Ontology annotation, biological process: proteolysis. The coding region runs from base 1 to 2157 and encodes 718 amino acids. The record is from RefSeq and is a predicted model, not a curated record. The transcript is spliced from 21 exons. Gene Ontology annotation, molecular function: calcium ion binding; calcium-dependent cysteine-type endopeptidase activity. Lineage: Eukaryota; Metazoa; Chordata; Mammalia; Macroscelidea; Macroscelididae.